This is a messenger RNA of Ictalurus furcatus (blue catfish), 3409 nucleotides long. RefSeq names its product tripartite motif containing 46b (gene trim46b). NCBI's taxonomy places the organism in Eukaryota, Metazoa, Chordata, Actinopteri, Siluriformes, Ictaluridae. The record is from RefSeq and is a predicted model, not a curated record. The transcript is spliced from 11 exons. Bases 68 to 2338 code for a protein of 756 amino acids. Gene Ontology annotation, molecular function: protein binding; zinc ion binding.
AUUUUGUCUAAACCGCCCCCCCCUCUCUCUUUCUCUCUCUCUUUCUCUCUCUCGUCUCCAGUCUAACAUGAAGAGCAUGGAGCGGGAACUCCAGUGCCCAGUGUGUAAGGACAUCGUGAAACAGCCGGUGGUGCUUCCUUGCCAGCACAGCGUGUGUUUGCUGUGUGCAUCUGAGGUGCUGGUGCAGAGUGGCUAUCCUCAGCCCGAGCUGCCCCCAGAGCCCCACUCUCCCGCUUCAACACCAAACACACGCUCGCCACGCCAGGCUCACCGGUCUGUCGAUCGCCCAUUGCGUCCCGGUUUUGGAACAUACCCGGGGCGCAGGCGCAAGGAGGGCUCGACCCAAAUCAUGCUGUUCCCUUGCGUGCCCUGUGGUCGAGACGUGGAACUGGGUGAGAGAGGACUGUUGGACUGUAUGAGGAACCUCACACUGGAGCGCAUAGUGGAAAGGUACAGGCACACAGUAAGUCUGGGCAGCGUGGCAGUGAUGUGUCAGUUCUGUAAGUCCCCUCAGACUAUGGAGGCCACUAAAGGCUGUGCUGACUGCAGGGCAAGUUUUUGUAAUGAGUGCUUUAAGCUAUACCACCCGUGGGGGACUCCGCGCGCCCAGCACGAGCAUGUACAGCCCACACUAAACUUCAGACCCAAGGUUUUGACUUGUACAGAGCAUGAUCAGGAAAAGUUACAGUUCUACUGUAGAACAUGCCAAAGGCUCCUCUGCUCCCUCUGUAAGCUGCGUCGGGCUCAUACAGGUCACAAAAUUGUGCCUGUCAGCCAGGCAUACCAGGCACUCAAGGAAAAAAUCAGCAAGGAGCUAAACUACAUUAUGUCCAAUCAGGCUACAGUACUGACUCAAAUCACACAGCUGGAGAAUGCCAUCACCCAGACUGAGGUGAACAGUGUAGCGGCCCGUGAACAGCUCUCUCAGUGUGUGAGGGAGUUGACUGCUCUGCUCUCGGAGCGGCAGGUCAUCCUGGCUCAGGCCCUGGAAAACUCACGCCAGAGGCGGAGCGAGGCUUUAGCCAGUCAGGUAGCAGAGAGGCGCAGCUUGUUGGAUCACGCUGGCCUGAUGGCAUUUACCCAGGAGCUGUUGAAAGAGACAGAUCCAGCCUGCUUUGUACAUGCAGCCAGGCAAACAUAUAACAGGCUGGCCCAGUCAAUUGGGUCCCUGCAGAGUUUCUCUCUCUCUGCAGAUCCCUCGUUCCGACACUUUCAACUGGACGUCUCCAGAGAGCUUAAACUAAUCACUGAUCUAAAUUUCAUUCAAGCCCCAUUAGCCCCUGUGAUUGACACCCAGCGCACUCUGGCCUACGAUCAGCUCUACCUGUGCUGGCGACUGCCAUCGGAGUCCUCCCCUGCCUGGCACUUCUCUGUGGAGUACCGUCGCCGGGGUGUGGUGCCAGGGGGCGGGACAAGAGCUGGUCUCCGCGGGGGGUUGGCCGAAGCCCGCUGGGGCUGGCAGCGAUUAGAUGAGGUCAGCGGGACCAGUGCUGUGAUCAACAGGCUGGAGAUGGACAGCGUGUACGUUCUCAGAGUGAGGGGAUGCAAUAAAGCCGGCUUUGGAGAGUACAGCGAAGAAGUGUACUUACACACUCCACCAGCUCCAGUACUAAAUUUCUAUUUGGAUUCACGUUGGGGUCUACACGCUGAUAGACUAGUGGUGAGUAAAGAGCAGCGCUGUGCCCGCAGCGUGCCAGGCCUCUCUCUUCUGCAGGCGGCUGACCGAGCCCUAACUUCCUGUCACCUGACCGCUGACCUGCUGGUGGGUGACGUGGCUGUCACACAGGGCCGCCACUAUUGGGCAUGCUCAGUGGAGCCUGGUUCUUACUUAGUUAAGGUCGGUGUUGGUCUGGAAUCAAAGCUUCAGGAAUGGUUCCAUCUGCCACAAGACAUGGCCAGCCCACGAUAUGACCCUGACAGUGGCCAUGACAGUGGGGCAGAAGAUUCUUCAGACUCUCUGCCCCCUUUCACCUUCCUCACAAUGGGCAUGGGCAAGAUCUACCUGCCUGCUUCUGCCAAUGCCCACCAUGGAACGGUUAACCACAGGGACAUCUCUAACGGCAACAGCCCCUCCUCGCCGGCUGGCAUCACCUAUCCUCUUCCUCCUAGGCUGGGUGUGUGUCUGGACUUUGAGAAGAGCCGUGUCACCUUUUAUGAUGCUCAUUCUCUCCGCCCACUCUGGGAAGGUCCAGUCGACUGCUCUGCUCCCGUCUGUCCAGCAUUCUGCUUCAUUGGAGGAGGGGCUCUGCAGCUACAGGAGCUGGUGUCCAACCGCAACGCAGAUCAAACGCCUGUCAGAAGAGUCACCAUCCAAUCCCGUGUCACUAAACUGAGCUGAGGCAGUUAUCUAACUAACACCAGGCUAUCUUAGUAAAUGUUGUUUUUAUAUUUAAUACCUAAGAAGAAAUCAUUUUUAAUUGCACUGAAUAUGCACUUCAGAUCAACUUUAUUAUUAUUAUUAUUUGCUUGUUUUACACUAUUUGGGAUAGGGUUUUAUUGAUUUACACUGCUUGUGAAUUAAUCUAAAAAAAAAAAAUCAUGAAAUGAAUCUUGUGGCCUAUACCCUAUAUAUCUAUAUGUAACUAUAGCUGUAAAUAGAAUUUCUUGCCUUUACUCUCUAGUUGUACACCUCAAGGUUUUUGAUAAUAACGUCUCACUGGUGUAAUUCAAAAUGGUUUUUACCUUUAAUCUCGUUACACAACUCACAUAAGUGACCUGAGUGUUAGAAGUACAUCCAUCAUUCCAGUGACUCUUAAGAACCAAAGUCAGUUCUGUUCUCUUUGUUUUUAAUUCAAGUCCAAGUUGAUGUAUGGUACUGGCUGGAGAGUUAUCAGAGUUACUAGUUCAUAUAUAUCUAAUGUCAGAAUGUAGAGAUUACAUCCUGCUAAUACACUGAGACAUUUAGGUACAGAGAAGAAUAAUAUGGGCUGUAAAUAUUAACUGGCUACAUAAAACUGUUACUGUCGCAGUUCACUGAGAUGCGCUAUCUUACAUUAAUUUGCUGUGUAGAAAGAUUUCUUUUCAGUGAUAAGAAUGCAGUAGUAACAUUCUGGUUACAGAGUUAAUGCUGAACCUUAUAUUGUUUUACUAAAAAAAUAGGCAAUGGAUGCAUGAGAGUAUAAUGUGAGUAUGCUACCUCGUCCUCAAUAUGUAGAUGAGGAAAGGGGUGUGUGUGUGUGUGUGUGUGUGUUUUCGUUCAUAUCCUUGCUCUUUUAUGCAGUUUCUAGCUUGUAGAACAUAUUUUUAACAGAUGGACAGUGGGCUUGAUUUUAGCGUAGGUGUUAAAACUGCUUCUUUCAAAUGGCAUAUACUUUUAAGAAUAAAAUGUAGACAUCACCUGCUGGCGGAAUAUUAAUCUGAUUUCAACAAUGAAAUGUUGAAAAUAUGAAAUAAAGACUAUAACACUGGA